AUGGAGGAGUUGCCUCGUCAGAUGAACAGAAGGAGACCAGGUCACCCGAGAACCUACGAGGCCGCGAGAUUCGACAGAAUCCCAGUGGAUGUGUUCAUCAGAAAUCUGAAGGGACGCCACGUGAUGGUCGACUAUCAAGUGAUGGUUUUGGUUUGGAUACUGAAGCCGACUGACUCAAGGAUGUUGAGAACGAUCAUUGGAGACUUGGCUCAGGGUUUUAACCCUUAUUAUCAAGCUGCGGGUCAGGACAUCAUCUUCAGAAUCUACUUGGUAACAAGACCAGAGGAUCGUCAAGAGUUGUUUGAAGUGAACAGACGUCAGAUUGAAGGAAUGCCUUUCCUUCAGAUCAGAUGGAUCGACUUGGAUGGAUUCAGAGGACUUCCAAGUGAUGGAAUGGUGGAAGAGCUGAUGGCUCUAUGGCAAGCAAUGAAGGAGCAACGAAGCCAUGAAGUGGCAUGGGAGGACUACCCAAGGGACGUGAUGGCACAAGUCAAGAAGCCUUGGGAAGGACGUCAGGAUCGGGACGAUGGAACGGGAGCAGCGGGCCAAGCGAGGUUCUACGGUUCCUGA
Molecule: messenger RNA, 570 nt
Organism: Bursaphelenchus okinawaensis
Lineage: Eukaryota; Metazoa; Nematoda; Chromadorea; Rhabditida; Aphelenchoididae
Source: the annotation of a GenBank genome assembly